Messenger RNA from Tigriopus californicus, 402 nucleotides. RefSeq names its product pro-resilin-like. The transcript has 2 exons. The coding region runs from base 1 to 402 and encodes 133 amino acids. NCBI's taxonomy places the organism in Eukaryota, Metazoa, Arthropoda, Copepoda, Harpacticoida, Harpacticidae. Gene Ontology annotation, cellular component: extracellular matrix. The record is from RefSeq and is a predicted model, not a curated record.
AUGAAAUGCGCAAUCCGGGCUCUAAUCGUGGUUUUUGCCAUAUCCGUUUUCGUUUGGGCGGAGCCAGAGCCUAGCUAUGGUCAUGGAGGGCAUGGAGGCCAUGGCGGAGGUGGCGGUGGUGGUGGAGGAGGGGGCGGUGGGGGCUAUUACCAAUAUGGAUACAAAGUCCAUGAUGGCUAUCAUGGAACCGAUUUUGGGCACAGUGAAAAGCGGAACGGUGGCCACACCACUGGGAAAUACCACGUGAAGCUCCCGGAUGGUCGUCUUCAAACAGUUCAUUACAAUGUGGAUGGAUAUAAGGGCUAUGUGGCUGAUGUGCAAUACAGUGGAUAUGGGCAUCAUCCUCAAGGUCAUGGACAUGGAGGUGGUGGCGGUGGCGGGGGAGGUGGAUACCAUGGAUAA